GCUAAACCACUAAGGAAACUCAUCCAGCAGACCUUCAAACAAUUUGCCAACCUAAACGAUGAACAGAGCAUUCACAAGUUCUUUGAGAUCCUGUCUCCCAUUUACAGAUUCGACAAGGAAUGUUUUAAAUGUGCCCUUGGGUCCAGUUGGAUUAUCUCUGUGGAGCUUGCCAUUGGACCUGAGGAGGGCAUCAGCUACCUGACAGACAAAGGCUCAACUCCGACACAUCUGGCCAACUUCACCCAGGUACAGACCAUCCAGUACUCCAGCACGGAGGACAAGGUGCGCCAGGGGAUGCUGCUGCUCAAUGUGGCUGGAGCCCCUGAGCCUCUGACGGGUGACCACAGCUGCCUUCUGAACACGGCAGAGAACAUGGCGGGACCUGAUAGAUGGAUACUGUCGCCUGGGUCAACGGAGUCUCCCAGUCCUUCAUCGUCCGCCGCUCAAAAGG
Messenger RNA from Oncorhynchus nerka (sockeye salmon), 451 nucleotides. RefSeq names its product focal adhesion kinase 1-like. NCBI's taxonomy places the organism in Eukaryota, Metazoa, Chordata, Actinopteri, Salmoniformes, Salmonidae. The record is from RefSeq and is a predicted model, not a curated record. The transcript is spliced from 4 exons. Gene Ontology annotation, cellular component: cytoskeleton. The annotation marks the transcript as partial.